GUAUCUGGAUUUGUUCAUAACUCCAAAGUCAUGUUCACCAUUAAGUUGCAGUCAGUAAAAUGUGAAUAAUACAGGUGUAAUAAUACACUUAGUUACAGGUUAGUUUCAAUGAAAAGCUCAGCUAAAUCAGCGAUGAAUAAGAAAUGUGCUGCAACACAUCCGCACCCGAGUCAGUGCUUGUGCUGCCCUUCGCUGCAAGUUUACCGCCCAAGGCAGGGUACGCCCCGGGUGACGCUACGCUUGUAAUGAAUUGUUUCCAUAGCGAUACAAUUACAGUGUGUUUAAAGUGAGCGAAAACAAAAAGCACGUCUCCUCCAGUACGUCCCGUUCGAUAGCAGAGUCCGGUGUUUGUCGGCAUCCCGUCGCUUUCUACUUUCUCUAUAAUGUACACAGCCAGGAAAAGCGUAGUAAUGCAGGGAUGUGCCUCGAGUCAUUUAUGAGUACAGACUGUGAGCAUCAACAAGGCCAUCAACACCCAGGAGGUGGCUGUGAAGGAGAAGCAUGCCAGGACCUGCAUUCUGGGCACGCACCAUGAGAGAGGCGCUCACACCUUCUGGGCGGCGGCCAACCGGCUGCCCCUGUCCAGCAACGCCGUGCUCUGCUGGAAGUUCUGCCACGUUUUCCACAAGCUGCUGCGCGACGGACACCCCAACGUCAUUAAGGACUCAAUGAGGAACAAGGCGGACCUGAGUGACAUGAGCAGGAUGUGGGGUCACCUGAGCGAAGGUUACGGCAAGCUCUGCAGCGUCUACCUCAAACUGCUCAUCACCAAGAUGGAGUUCCACAUCAAGAAUCCUCGUUUCCCCGGCAACCUGCAGAUGACGGACAGACAGCUGGAGGAAGCAGGAGAGAAUGAUGUCAACAACUUCUUCCAGCUCACCGUCGAGAUGUUCGACUACCUGGAGUGUGAGCUCAACCUCUUCCUGGCAGUGUUCAGCUCGCUGGACAUGUCACGUUCCGUGUCGGUGACGGCAGCCGGCCAGUGCCGCCUGGCCCCCCUCAUCCAGGUGAUCCUGGACUGCAGCCACCUGUAUGACUACACCGUGAAGCUGCUCUUCAAGCUGCACUCCUGCCUUCCAGCAGACACCCUCCAGGGCCACAGGGACCGCUUCCAGGAGCAGUUCAAGAAGCUCAAGAAUCUCUUCUACCGCUCUAGUAACUUGCAGUACUUCAAAAGACUCAUUCAGAUCCCACAGCUGCCUGAGAAUCCCCCGAACUUCUUGCGGGCUUCGGCGCUCUCGGAGCACAUCAGCCCAGUGGUGGUGAUCCCCCUGGAGGCCUCGUCGCCCGAGAGCGAGAACGUUGUGGAGACCGAGGAGCUGGUGGACACAGACGUCCCCGCGCAGCCGAGCGCCCCUGAGAACCGCUUCGAUGAUGUCUUCGGCACCUCCUCUGCCUCAGACCCGUUCAACUUCAACAAUCAGAAUGGCAUGUACAAGGAUGAGCGAGACUCCCAGAUUGAGCAGCUCACGCGGGAGGUUCGGGCCCUGAAGGAGGAGCUGGAGUCCUUCAAGAUGGAGAGUUCCCGGCUGUGCCAGUCGCUGCGGAGCCGUGUGAGCGAGUUGGAGGCCGAGCUGGAGGAGCAGAGCCACCUGAAACAGCAGGCGCUGGGCGAGAGCGAGUUCCUCCGCGCCGAGCUGGAGGACCUGCGCAGGGUCAGGGAGGAUACGGAGAAGGAGCAGCGGAGCCUCACGGAGAUCGAGAGGAGGGCGCAGGCCAACGAGCAGCGCUACACCAAGCUCAAGGAGAAGUACACAGCGCUGGUGCAGAGCCACGCGGACCUUCUGAGGAAGAACGCAGAAGUGACCCGGCAGAUGACGGUGGCACGGGCUGCCCAGGACGAGGUGGAGUGCGUGAGGAAAGAGAUGGAGGAGCAGGUGAAGGCUGCCCAGGGGGAGGCGCUGCGCCGGGAGAAGGAGCAGGAGGAGCAGGUUCAGACCCUGCAGGAGGAGCUGCAAGCAAGCAGGGAGGAGCUGGAGAGGCUAAAGGAGAGUGUGGCCUCCUCGCAGCAGUCGAGCAAGGCCCUCAGCUCCCAGGUCUCCACUCUGGAGAUGGAGAAGUCGAGCCUGGCCGAGACGCUGGCGCAGAAGGAGGCCGAGCUCACAGGACUGGGAGCAGAGCUGGAGCGCGUGCAGGGCAGCCUGGCAAGCGAGCGGGCGAGUGGGGUGAAGGUGGCCGAGACGCUGCAGAACCAGCUCAACGAGAAGGAGAGCCGGGAGCAGGAAUUGGAAAGUCAACUGGUCGCUGCACGCUGGGCUGCCCUCCAAGGGGCGCUAGGGGAGGCAGAGCAGAUAAUACAGGACUCGCUGACACGGCUGGAUGACCCGGCGCACAUCAGCUGCACCAGCUCUGCAGACUACCUGGUGUCCAGAGCUGACACGGCCCUCAACUGCGUGGACAGACUGCAGUCUGCCAGGGACCGUUACCUGACCGACAGCACAGACGUGUCGGAGAUGCUGCGGGCGGUGGCCCAGUUUGCCCACCUGCUUGGGGACACGGUGGUCCAGGGAAGUGCCACGUCGCACAUGGUGGCUGCAGAGCUGGCCGACACUCUGGCAGAGGAUGUCAAGUCCUGUGGCUCAGAAGCCUUGGCGCUGCUGACCCGGCUUAAGGAGCAAAGCACCAUGGGUACAGCUGACGGCAGCUCACUGAAGGCCGCGCUGAGCCGUGUCAGGGGCACCGCAGAGGAGCUGAGGCCCCGAGGCUUGGAGCUGCAGCAGGGUGAGCUGGGAGACCUGGUCGAGCAGGAGAUGGCCGCCACCUCGGCCGCCGUGGAGUCGGCCGCUGCCAGAAUCGAGGAAAUGCUGAACAAGUCCCGAGCCGUGGACACGGGCGUGAAGAUGGAGGUGAACGAAAGGAUCCUGGCCUCUUGUACAGAGCUCAUGGAGGCCAUCAAAGAGCUGGUGCUGUCCUCCAAAGACCUGCAGCGGGACAUCGUGGAGAGCGGGAGGGGGGCUGCAUCCAUGAAGGAGUUCUAUGCCAAGAAUUCCCGCUGGACAGAGGGGCUCAUCUCGGCCUCUAAGGCAGUGGGCUGGGGUGCCACUGUGAUGGUGGACGCUGCCGACCUGGUGGUGCAGGGACAGGGCAAGUUCGAGGAGCUCAUGGUGUGUUCGCACGAGAUCGCCGCCAGCACCGCGCAGCUCGUGGCCGCGUCCAAGGUGAAGGCCGACAAGGACAGCCCCAACCUGGCCCGCCUGCAGCAGGCUUCCCGUGGGGUCACCCAGGCCACCGCCGGCGUCGUCGCCUCCACCAAGUCCGGCAAGUCCCAGAUUGAGGAGAAAGACACGAUGGACUUCUCCAGCAUGACCCUGACUCAGAUAAAGAGGCAGGAGAUGGACUCACAGGUUCGCGUGCUGGAGCUGGAGACGUGGCUGCAGAAGGAGAGGGAGAGGCUGGGCGAACUCAGGAAGAAACACUAUGAGCUGGCCGGUGUGGCUGAGGGCUGGGAUGAGGAGGAGGGUACAGGCUGAGGGCCAGAGGAGCCCCGCCCCCCGGGUCCCUGUCCACAUCACCCGCAGUCCCCCGUUUCCACACACUCCUCCAUCUACGCUUUCUCACACUUCUGCUUUUCUUACGCCAAACAAAACGGUGCUCCUUUUGUAAAGUCCUCCUCCAGCAGCUUAAAAGCAACAAGGAAACGGGCAACGUCAGCGUCCCGGGGCCUGGUUUCCCUCUGGCCCCCUCCGCUGGACUGCCGGGGAACUGCGGCCUUGCUGUCGGUCCACCCGCUUCAUGGCUUUUUAAUUCCCCCUUGUGCUGUGUAGAGCAUCCCGUUUUCCACGACGGACGCCAUCCAAGCUCUUCCUCCUGGUGACCCGGAAGGACUCCUUCAGACUACAGGGCACCACUUCCUUUGUAACGGUUCCUGUAACACUGUGGUCCCCAUCCCCGUCGCGCACUGCCAGCCCCGCCCUACUCCUCCGCCCCUGGACUCGGUAGUCGUAUUGUAGUACCGCAUACCUGGUCACGGUGCUCCACGGGUGACCAACAGCCCCUGCUGUUGUGGGCGCGGUCUCACCCGUUUCCUGCAAACACUGCCCCCUAGUGUUCGUUUCUGUGUCUCGUGCCCUUGUUAACUUCGCACACUAAUAGUGAGUUGUGUGCUGUUCACAAAAGUAAAUUCCCAAGAUGGGGGUCCAACAUGGACGUGGAGGGGCUGGGAUCACAGACAGCAGAUGGACAGCUACACUGCCCCCCCGUGUUUGUUUCUGCCGUGUGUUGUGUUGUGUGUGACCUUUAACCUGUCCAGCCUUCUACUCCGAAGCUGUUUACUACUUGCGUACUCUUGUAGAUGCCAGUGUGUUAGAGCGACGGCUGGCACUCCCACACAAGUAGCCUUGACUUCAGCUCACAUGUUGUGUGUAGAGCGUUUAUCUUCCCCUGUCCAGACUGACCGCUCGAUCCCCGCGGUCAUGCAGCCUCAGGAGCUCCGGCUUCGUUUUGUCCUCCCGCUUCCACCGCAUACUAGGAACAGGAGCGCGGACGAGGGACGGGAGAAGCCAGUGCCUUUGGAGCGACGUGCUGGACCUGUGGCCAAGGGGGAAGCGAGCGAACCAGAGCGCCGAUCGCCGGGCUGUUUGCUGGGGUCGAGUCGAGACACGAGGUGGCGCUGUAAGGGCCCACCUGGGGUGCAGCUCGCAGGAGCGGAUCGCAUCCCGAUGCCGAUCCUGAGCAUGUCCUCCUUUGCCCUCCGCCAUGUGAGCAACAGUAGCACAGAGAGUCAGCCUUUCUCUAGGAAUUUUAACCGCUUUUUGGCCGGGCUGGGGGCCGGUGACUGGUUCAAAAGGCGAGCAUAAAUAGGCGGGACCCCAACGGUCCCAGGUGCGCUCGUCUCUUGAGGGGCGGGGCCUUCGCGGGUAGAGUCCUUCACAGGUUACACUCGUGGCCAUUCCAGACUCGGAGGUCUUUCGUCCAAUCGGAAUGACGGACCGGUGUGACGUGGUCAGCAGUCCGGUCUGAUGGUCCAAAAACCUAGAGCUGCUCCUGGUCAUUCAGACAUAACCAAGCUGAGAUGCUGAAAGCAAUGCGUGUUCUGGUAGGCCGGUGUUUUUGGAUGUUUAUUUUAAACUUUUUUUCUAUUUUUUUUGGGUGUGUGUGUGUGAGAGAGAGAGAAAAACAUGCUUUUAUUAUUCUACAGUUAGACUUCCCUAGUUCUCCUCAUUCUGUAGCACUGCCUUAGUUCAUAGGUGAAGUUGUAACACUGGGUAUUUUACUGCAUUUCUGCAAUAGUGCAAGGUAUUAAACUUCCAUCAUUAGUGCGAUUGUCUCACCAGCCCAGACAGCCUUUCUGCUGAAUCCCUCACUUUGGACAAGAAGGAAGAACACUUUAAUAAAGUUUCAUUAAUAAAACAUGACAAAAUUAAGAAAAAAAGUCUUUGUACCAUAUACUAAAAUGAUC
Molecule: messenger RNA, 5398 nt
Organism: Scleropages formosus (Asian bonytongue)
Lineage: Eukaryota; Metazoa; Chordata; Actinopteri; Osteoglossiformes; Osteoglossidae
Product: huntingtin-interacting protein 1-like
Exons: 31
Coding region: 669-3470 (933 amino acids)
Biological process (GO): clathrin coat assembly; actin filament organization; endocytosis
Cellular component (GO): cortical actin cytoskeleton; clathrin-coated vesicle; presynapse
Molecular function (GO): actin filament binding; phosphatidylinositol-3,4-bisphosphate binding; phosphatidylinositol-3,5-bisphosphate binding
Source: RefSeq, a predicted model, not a curated record